This is a messenger RNA of Hevea brasiliensis (rubber tree), 2379 nucleotides long. RefSeq names its product serine/threonine protein phosphatase 2A 55 kDa regulatory subunit B beta isoform. Gene Ontology annotation, cellular component: cytosol; protein phosphatase type 2A complex. The transcript has 14 exons. Gene Ontology annotation, biological process: peptidyl-serine dephosphorylation. NCBI's taxonomy places the organism in Eukaryota, Viridiplantae, Streptophyta, Magnoliopsida, Malpighiales, Euphorbiaceae. Gene Ontology annotation, molecular function: protein binding; protein phosphatase regulator activity. Bases 341 to 1930 code for a protein of 529 amino acids. The record is from RefSeq and is a predicted model, not a curated record.
CGUCGCAUCAUUCAUUGCAACACUAUCUUCCAAUCUUUCAUUUUUCUUUAAAUUUUUUUUUAGCUUUAUUUCCAGACUUCUAAAAGAGCAAGAGCAACACAAGAAGUUAAUAGAGGGCCAUCGCGGUGGGGAGAGGGAGAGAGUGCGCGCCUUUUCUAUGCGCGGAAUUUCGUUAAUGCUCUUCAAUCUCUAUGUUUCUGGUUCUAAUGGUUGAUUAAUUGGAAGCUGUAACGGUUUCAAAUGGAGAUCGUUGCACGUUGUUGAUUUUGUUGUUCGGAUUCUAAGGAUCGGAUCAGUUGUGUUUCCGGGGAUUUCUAUUGUCAAAUAGAUUUAGAGCAGAAUGAACGAUGCCGGCAGUGCGGAGGCUGCUGCGGUAGCUUCGGUUGGGGCACCGCAGCCGUUGGAGUGGAAAUUUGCUCAGGUGUUUGGGGAACGUGCGGCCGGUGAAGAAGUCCAGGAAGUUGAUAUCAUAUCUGCUAUUGAAUUUGAUAGAACUGGCAAUCACCUUGCUACUGGAGAUCGUGGUGGUCGGGUGGUUUUAUUUGAAAGAACUGACACAAGAGUUGUAUGCCAAAAUGAUGGUAAUCGGAGAGAUCUAGAGAGGAUGGAUUUUUCAAUCAAUGGGCAUCCUGAGUUCCGGUACAAAACAGAGUUUCAGAGUCAUGAACCUGAGUUUGAUUAUCUAAGGAGCUUGGAAAUUGAGGAGAAAAUCAACAAGAUUAGAUGGUGCCAGUCAGCUAAUGGUGCCUUGUUUCUUCUGUCGACUAAUGACAAAACCAUCAAGUUUUGGAAGGUCCAAGAGAAGAAGGUCAAGAAAGUAUGUGACAUGAACGUUGACCCUGAAAAUGCUGCAGGAAAUGGUCCUAUUCUAGGUUCUAGCUUGCCAACAAGCUCCAACUCCAAACCAUAUACUGCAAAUGGAGGAUCUUUCGAUAGACCCUUUGGUUCUCCAAGCAAUGACUUUUCCUUCUCGCCUGGGGGUGUCGCAAAACUACAUUUGCCUGUGUUGACCAGCCAUGAAACGAGCGUUGUGGCUAGGUGCCGAAGAAUAUAUGCUCAUGCUCAUGACUAUCAUAUUAAUUCCAUUUCUAACAACAGUGAUGGUGAAACUUUUAUAUCGGCUGACGAUCUACGAAUAAAUCUUUGGAAUUUGGAAAUUUCCAAUCAAAGUUUCAAUAUUGUUGAUGUGAAGCCAGCAAACAUGGAAGAUCUGACUGAGGUGAUAACAUCAGCAGAAUUUCACCCUACUCAUUGUAAUAUGUUGGCAUAUAGUAGUUCAAAGGGCGCAAUCCGAUUGAUUGAUAUGCGGCAGUCUGCUUUAUGUGAUACUCAUAGCAAACUGUUUGAGGAACAGGAAGUACCUGGUUCAAGGUCCUUUUUUACAGAAAUAAUUGCCUCGAUCUCAGAUAUUAAGUUUGCUAAGGAUGGAAGGCAUAUACUUAGUCGUGAUUACAUGAAUCUCAAGUUUGGAUUUCUUGAUUAUCAGUUGUGGGACAUAAAUAUGGAUUCUGGGCCAGUUGCUUCUUUCCAGGUUCAUGAAUAUCUAAGGCCUAAGCUUUGUGAUUUAUAUGAAAAUGAUUCCAUUUUUGACAAAUUUGAGUGUUGUCUGAGUGGAGAUGGACUUCGAGCGGCGACUGGUUCUUACAGCAAUCUUUAUCGUGUUUUUGGCUGCUCCAAGGGGAGCGUGGAGGCAACAACAUUGGAAGCCACCAAAAACCCAAUGAGGAGACAAGUUCAAACCCCAUCAAGGUCUUCUAGAGCUCUGGGCACUCUUUCUCGUGGCUUUAGACGAGGUGCAGACAACAAUGGAGUUGAUACGAAUGGGAACGCUUUUGAUUUCACAACAAAGUUGUUACAUUUAGCAUGGCAUCCAACUGAAAACUCACUCGCCUGUGCUGCUUCAAACAGCCUGUACAUGUAUCGUGCAUAAAAUGGUCUGGGAUGAUCAUUCAUUUUUGCUUGGCAAAGCUAUGGUUUCUACCUCUGGCAAAGGCUUUCCUGCCUUCUUUCCAAGCACAAAUGUUGAAGAUGUACCCAACACCAGAGUUAGCGUUGCUAUUGUUGAAUUAUCAAGGAAGUAUAUAACUUUUGCUACCAAGAAAGCAGGCCCUGCUAAUUUUAUUCUUUCACAAGAAAAGAUAAAGUCUGUCCGUAUAUUUUUUGGGUUUAGGUAAAAGGAAAUUCUAUCUUAAACAAACGCUUCUAUGUAGUGCCGCAGGGUUUUUAGACUAAUAGAAUCUGUAAAAUUCAACUUGGCAAAGGAGCUAUUAGAGGGAGGGGGGAUCAAUGCAUCAACGUUGUACCAUGGGAACUUAGGACUAGAGGCUUGUGAAAAUUUUAUCAUGAUUAUUGUUAUUUCAUAUUCUAACCAUUCUUUCU